AUGGAUAGUAACAAGGAAGGGGGUUGUUGGUAUGUCGGCCUGUCAAAGUUAGACAGGCUGGUCGAGGAUUCGCUGGUCUUGGCUAAUACGGGAGUCCGGGCGAUCAAUGACUACGGCGGCUCGGACACGCCUGAAGCCACGCGGAUCAUCGAUAGUUUCUUCAAACCCCAACUCAUACAAGAACUUUACCAGAUCAGGAUACAGUUCAGUAAAGUGCGAGACUGGCUCAAGGACGGCGGUCCGGUCAACGACCGCCAGCACAAUGAAGCCAGGCUGUUUUGCGACGACAGCUGGGCCGAGAAAAAAAAGUUGCACGACAAUGCCGUGGACGCGGAGCUCAAUGGACUAAAUGACCUUUACGGCAACCCCAUCCAGGUUAUGGAUAUUCCCGGUGUGUUAGGCGACCUACAAGCCAAAUCCGAACAGUUGGGGAUUCUCCCAAAUCAGCUUGCCGUAUAUUUAAACUUGAACACCCGCUCGUAUUUUGUCGACCAGAAAUACGGACUCAGUAGUAUUUAUUACGGGUUCUGCGAGAACUCAGAAAUGCAUGGAAUGACCAUCCACUGGACUGGGGCCGGAUACUCGUCGUUGACAAUUUGCCCAUCCGCAUUCGGGCAGGGCCGGCGGUGGCGGCGAUGGGAAUACCAAGACCUCGACUCAACACUGCUACAACCGGUGCCGCUAUCCAAAGUCGCCCAGAACCCGUUCGACCCCGCGCUCCAGGACAUUGCCACCCUGCGCCCCAGCGUCUACGUCUUUUUCCACGAGCUCUUCCACCUCGUUCUCGGCUCCGAAUCCACCUACCCUGACGGUGGAGAGUUCUACGACACCGGCUCCAUCCUCGGCGCCCAUUUCAGCCAGGCCAUCCGCAACCCCGAGAGCUUCGUUCGCCUCGCCAUCGGCUACGAGCGCACCCGCAAGGUGCCCCCCGACGCCAACGGACAUCGCGUCGAGUUCUUCACCGGCUACGCUACCCAGGGCUACGACGUGCUGGAACCCCUUCCUGUCCCUUCCGCGAAGUAG
This is a messenger RNA of Durotheca rogersii, 1023 nucleotides long. RefSeq lists its product as uncharacterized. NCBI's taxonomy places the organism in Eukaryota, Fungi, Ascomycota, Sordariomycetes, Xylariales, Xylariaceae. The record is from RefSeq and is a predicted model, not a curated record. The transcript is spliced from 4 exons. The coding region runs from base 1 to 1023 and encodes 340 amino acids.